Protopolystoma xenopodis is the source of this 267-nucleotide messenger RNA. The record is from the annotation of a GenBank genome assembly. NCBI's taxonomy places the organism in Eukaryota, Metazoa, Platyhelminthes, Monogenea, Polystomatidea, Polystomatidae.
AUGACAAAGGACGGGGCUUCCGUCUUUAUAGUUCUGGCCUGUUUUCAGUUCUGCCAUCUUAUCUCUCAGAUCAGUUUUCAGCGGUUCGGCCUGCCUACGGUUCUCUUCCGUUUUAGGCUGCCCCUCGGUGCUAACCUCACUCCACCAUUCCUCACUAUGCACCUUCCUAAUAGUUUUCCCCUUCAAUACACUCCAUUCCGCAGACCUGCUACUUUGGUGAUUACAGCCAGAGCUACCAGCACCUCAUAUAUCACCCUCUGCCACUAG